Anas platyrhynchos (mallard) is the source of this 5114-nucleotide messenger RNA. RefSeq names its product coiled-coil domain containing 13 (gene CCDC13). Gene Ontology annotation, biological process: cytoplasmic microtubule organization; non-motile cilium assembly. NCBI's taxonomy places the organism in Eukaryota, Metazoa, Chordata, Aves, Anseriformes, Anatidae. The record is from RefSeq and is a predicted model, not a curated record. Gene Ontology annotation, cellular component: centriolar satellite.
GCCGGGCUCAGGGCGCAUGCGCGGCCCGGGCCCGCCCCGCCCGUUGCUAUGGCAACCGGAUGAGGCCGCGGCCUAGCCGGGAGCCCGAAGCCUGGGCCCGGGCCUUGCUUCAGGGGGCGCCGCCGCCAGCCUGGGGGGUGCGGGGGGCGGCGUAGUAAACCAUGGAGUCAGACCUAAAAGCACAGGAGCAUUUUAAAAGCCAGUUUAAGGCUCUUCAGGAACAACAGCAAAGGAAGCUGCAGAAUCUAAUGGAGAGGAAAAAGGACAAGCAGAGCAGUCAGAAGGUUAACAAUGGCGAUGCAAAGGAGACUUUCGGCAUCCCGAAUGAUCUAAACCUGUUUGAAACAGAGCAACCUGUAACUGAAGAUGACAGCAAAAGGUUGCUUGAAGUUGAGAACGAGCAACUUCAGGAUCAGCUUCGAGAGGUCCGGGAUGAGAACUGCAGGCUGUACAAACUGGUGAAAGACAAAGAGUUUGAAAUAAAGCAACUCCAGAAAAAAAUGCAGGAGGACAGAUUGGCUUUGUCAGGGAUGUCUGGUUUAGCAGGGGACGUUGCUGCUGCUAAAAUUGUUGAACUGGCCAAGAAGAAUCGUGAGAUAACUGCCGAGACUGAGAGCGAAAAAGCCAAAGUGAAGCAACUGAAUAACAAAGUCAAAGAGCUGGAGAGAGAACUACAGACAGCUGUGGAAAAAAUACAUUCCCUUGGUGGUGAUGAUGCAGGAAUCAAGCAGUCAACUCUGAAGAAGACAGAAGGAAAUUUGGCCGAGAGUGCAGAGGUGAAAGCAUUGCAAGAAAAAUUAACCACGGCCAACUUCAAAGUGAUGGAGUAUCGGAACCAAGUCCAGUCUGCAAAGCAGGAACUGAAGAUGAUGCAAAAGCUUUUAGCAAAUGAAGUCGGUGAAGAUGUGAAUAUUCAGAGUCUCUUGACCAAUUCUGGCAGCUGGCGUGGGCGAGCCCAGCAAAUUCUUGUUCUCCAAAGCAAGGUUCGAGAGCUGGAGAAUCAGCUGGGUCAAACCAAGAGCAGAACAUCACUGAGUGAAACGGAUGAGGAACUGCUGGCGCUGGCUGAUCCCAGGAAGUUGUCAGCCCAAGAGAAGAACUUGCUGAAGAUUCGCAGCUUAGAAAAAGAAAAGAAAGAAGCCUUGGAGAAACUCACUGGGGAACACGAUGCUCUCCAAAAAAAUCACGAGGAAGUGAAGAAAAAACUCGACGCAUCAAAAGCCAGGAACAAAGUGCUGUGCAGCGAAGUGAAGACCCUGAAGGGACAGAUUGCAACCCUGCUGGAGAAAGGAAAACACGAUGAUGAGCUCAUAGAUGCCUUACUGAGUCAGCUGAAGCAAAUGCAGGAGAUCUUAAAGCACCUGAGCCAGCAGGAUGAGAAGAACAAGGAGUCCCAGCAGGUGCUAGGGCAGCACUUGAACAACGAGGCUCAGAAGCAAAACUGCCUUAUAGAGCAGCUCAGACAGCUGGUGGCUGAACGAGAGGCAAAAGUUAAAGAGCUGGAAGAGGAGAUUGGGCAACUCACACUCCAGAAGAAAUCUGCCCAGCAAGGGGACAAUCCAGGAGCUGCUGUUAUAGCACCCUCCGAGCAAUCAGAAGAUCCACGUUUUACUCUGCUUAAGCCUCUGGCAUCAGGCGGUGAUCAGGCUGGAAGGACUGAAUCUGCUCGCACAGUGUCCAAGAUGGGCCAUAUGCUCGUAGAGUCGGCAGCCACUCAGCCUCCCCUUCUCAGCAAUAACAUCCCACCUGGAAGGCUUGCUGGCACCGACAGCCUGGAUUUCAAAGUGCUGCAGACGCAGAUCACAGAGCACAAGGCUCUCUGCCAGGCUGCUGAAGUGGAAAGAGACAGGCUCCUGGAACUGGUCACUGUGCUGCAGAAAAGGGUGGAGGAAAGCAGUGAUAAAGUCUUGGAAGUUGAGAAGAGGCUUCAGGAAGAGCGGCGGCGAUGUGUCCUUUUGGAGCAGCAGCUUGAAAAACUACAAAUGGAUCCUGGGAGGAACACAAGUACACAGAAACCUCCUCUGAGGGGCAAAACAGGCCAAGCCAGUCACUCAAGACUCACCUUGAACAUGAGUGAUAGGAAGGAGCUCUCUGCAGCCCAGCUCUCCAGGCUGCCUCUGGAAUCGCAGGUCGAGGAGCUGAGCACGAGGCUCGUGAUCCAGCUGGAUGAGAACGAAGCUCUGAAGGCUGCUUUGGAGACUACUGUGAGAAAGAAAGAGGAAGACUUUAAACUCUACCAGGACACAAUGGACCAAGUGAAGGAUAUCUUUCUACAGGCCAUUUGGCAGCAGAAACAGGAGAAGAGUUAAGGAAGAUACUCAGAGUCCUUUGGACUGCAGAGCAGGGAGAGAGAGAGCCCAGGCAGCGUGCCCACGGAUUGAAAUGCAGUGGAAGUGGAGUUUUGCAGCCUCUGAUCAUGUCGUGUCGUCAGCAUUUGCAGGAGAGGAUGAGAAAUGGAAAUUAAAUACAAAAAGACUGAAGAUUUUGCAUGUCAGCGGAUUCUGAGUUAGCAAGCAGCUGGCUCUCAGGCUGCACAUGUCAUAGUUCGGUGCACUUUAGGAAGCUGCACUUCUGCGGUGUGAUUUUAGGCAAAACCUCCCUAGUUUCAAAUGAAUUUUCCUAGAGAGGGCUCAAUACUCAUUACGCUGCCGCUUUUAUCAGCACAUGAAGGAAUUUGCUGUACACAAGAUAUGCCAGCCCCCUUCCAAAGCCAUGCCAAGAACAAACUGAGUUCUUUGUGUAUCUGCACACUGACACCUGCCCCUCUGGGGUUUUAUGUAGUGCUUAAGUGCUGAGGGAGGGCGUUAGCCUGGUAUAUGAGUAUCUGCAGGAGCAUUUUGGGUGGUCUCUGUUGACAAUCCCAGCUUAUUUCUUUGCUUGAACGUACUGGCAGAGUUUUCUGAAGCUCAGUACAGUUUCCACUGGAAAGGAAAACUGGGCAGAUUGCUCCCACAAUCAGUAGGACUUACCUUAAAUCGAGCUCACAUGAAACUUGCCAUCCAGCUUAUCAGUUCCCAAAUUUCUGGGUCUCUGCAGGCAUGCAUCAGGCAGAUCUUGUUCUCAUUAGGAAGAAAGGUUAGUGGAACACCAGCACGUUUUUCCUACAGUGGAGGAGGGACUUUUGGAGGUGCUGAAAACUCUCGCAUCUCGCCCUUUUCUCUUGCAGCGCGGUGAGAACACCAAACGCAAGCUAAUAAGGCAUUAACAUGCAGGCUGCCAGCAGAGAGCCAGCCCUGGGGACUGCAAGCAAAGGGAGAGCUAGUCAUUUCGGAAUAGAGCCGCUUUGUUUUUCAGAUGAAAGUCUUUUGAAAGCACUCCUCUUUCUGCUUUGCUUUCUCUGCCCCAUUGUGCGAGCACGAAGUUUGUCGGAUUUCAGCCCCAACCAGCACAGGGUGGGGCUGGGGACGGGCAAAGCACCGCAGCAUCGGGGUUGGGUUCUGACUCCGCUUGCAAUGAGAUAAGGCAGAGAGGGAGCGGAGCAGGAGUUACUCCAGAUGUGGUCAGAGCCAUGUGGUUCCUGUCUUUCUCCUGCUUAGGUCCGGAGCUGUCUCUUCAAACAGGUCACAGGUGAUGGAGGUGAUGGAGGCGAGAUGCUCAGCACCCUGCCUGUGCUUUAGAGCCCUGCUCAAGCAGAGCAGAGCUGCCAGGUGCCUCUCUCGAACAAGCAGGACCAAAACUGCUCGCUGCCAGAUGCCUCCUGCCAGGAACAUUAGAGCAAAAGACAUCCUGCAACCCACCAGGCACCUUUGGUACGUGGUAGCUGCUACACUCAGGCUGGCAGCUCGCAGCUGGACUCUGAUUUCGCUUACACAGAAGUGUGAAUCGAUAAUAUUUCCCCGUAAGGACACCAGGGGAAAGCUGCCAUCCUUCCCAACACCCCGUCAGCAUCUGUCUCCUGUCCUUGUGCUGCAGCAGUGACGAUCGUACCGCUCCCUAGCAAAAUUCUUCCUGGGGUGGCUCUGAGGCAACCCAGGGAACUCAGAGAGAAACGGGAGUGCUGUAUGGUACAGAACGCAUAUGGCUCGCUAGCACAUGGUGCAAACUUCUUCACAAGUGCUGCAACACUUGUUUCUUUAAACAUAUGCUUGUUUGGGGUUGCACAGAAGCAUUUUCUCCCUUUUUUUCAGUCACACACACAACCACAGGGUGCCUUGAAGAAGGAGGAUACAGAAAGUCACAAUGAAAUGGCUUGUUUAGGGAGCCCAUACCUGUAAGACCUGACUUUGAACUCGCUCUGUGCUGACUCUUGCAGCAACCAAUUCCCGUUUUUCAAGGUAUGAGUGCGAGUUCCUACCAGUGCACAUGGUUCUGUCACUGAAGUUAAGAAGCCCACUCACAUCUUCGAAGCAGCAGCCCUAUUCCAGCUGGCUGCAGCGGCCCCACAUCUCCCAACCCAUCACCCAGAAGCCAAAACCAGUGAGAAUAUCGGUGUCACUCCCUGCAAAAACCCUUCCUGCUGGUCCCCAGCCACAGAAUCUCCCCAGCAAGCUUGAUGUGCUGCCUGAGCCACAUUUCUUUUAGAGAUGCAGCUGGGCUUGAUCUGAAACCUCCAAAAUCCCCUGCUUUCCUUGAAAGUUUCUCCUAGUGGGUAAGUGCCAGCCUGUGAGAAUCCCCCUGCCUUCGUUCUCACUUGAAUUUCUCUGGCUUCAGUUUGCAGCCAGCCGUUACGACGCCUUUCUCUGCUGGAUAAAAGCAGCGUGAGUAUCCAGCAUCUUCUCUCCGGGACAGCCUUCAUGCAGCAUAAAGCCGUGUCACGGGUCGCUUUUUGCUAAGCUCUGAGUUUUUUCAGCCUCGUAGUUGAUGGCAGGGGUGAGCUGGCGGUGACAACGCUCCGUGCUGCUGACGCAGGCUGGUGGCUGCAGUUAAGCUGCGAAGAACAGCCUCAGUUAAUUCUGCUGCAGGUAUUUGAGGCUGUGGAUGCUCUCCGCUAGGAUUCAGCCAGCUUUUAGCCAAAGAGCACGAAUCCUCCAACCGCUCGGGCUGAGCCAAAGGUCAUCUCCUGCCCCGGAGCUGGGCAGAGCACUUCCACGGAGCAGCCAGAAAGUGCCUGACGGAUGCAGCCAGAUUUUAAAAGCGCAGCUGAGCCGCCGGGAAUAAAGCCCCAUGACCUUUGA